AUGGUCCAGGACAAGCACGGCGGAGGAGAAGAGGAGGAGGAGAAGAAGCAAGAGACAGAGGUAGAUAAAAAGGCGCACGUUGUCCAGGCGAAGCUGCCAUAUGAUUCUGGCCCCAAGGUGGUGUUUUCUGCUCAUCGCUCACAGCCGCUUGUGUCUGCUGCUGCUACCGCCUCUAUCUGCUGCCGAGUCUCUUGCUCCCUUGCUUUGCUUUGGAUCUUUUUCAAAAUGGUUCUUCUCCCGUUACUUGCGGCGUGCUCACUAUACGUCGGCUCCGCCGUCUCUGUCCCCGUAGCGGACGUGUACGAUACUUUGGAAGCUCCUGUGGUCACUGUCAAGAACGGCACAUACUCUGGUAUUUACAGUGAUGAGUAUGACCAGGAUUUUUUUCUUGGCAUGCCCUAUGCCCAGCAAGCUGUACGCUUUGCUGUUCCCGAGUCCCUAAACACAACAUGGGAUGACACCAGAGAAGCUACUGCCUACCCGCCCCAUUGUAUUGGCUACGGCAGCGAUGAUAUUGGCUAUGCCCUAUCUGAAGACUGCCUGUAUCUGAAUGUAGUGAGGCCUGCCGGUCUGAACAACACUUCGGAUCUGCCAGUGGCCGUAUGGAUCCAUGGCGGAGGUCUCUACAUGGGCGGCUCUGCUGACAGGAGAUACAACCUGAGCUUCAUUGUGGAAAACUCGGUGAACCAAGGGACUCCCAUUGUUGCAGUGAGCUUGAACUACAGGCUGGCUGCUUUCGGCUUCCUGAGCGGAAAGGAGGCUCUCGAUGCUGGCGUCACCAACAUUGGAUUCCGUGAUCAGCGGCUCGCUCUCCACUGGGUCAAUGAGAACAUUGCGGCUUUUGGCGGUUCUCCUGACAAGGUCACCAUCUUUGGCGAGAGUUCUGGAGCCGAGUCAGUCAGUGCACAAGUUCUGGCUUACAACGGUCGCGAUGAUGGUUUGUUCCGUGGAGCCAUUGGUGAGUCUGGCUUUGGAGGUAUCCUCACACGAUACAGUGGCGGUCUGAACCGUACCGAUGCACAGCAGGAGACCUUUGACAACCUCGUCAAAAACACGUCGUGCGCCUCGACCGUAGGAACCCCCGAGGCAAUCACUUGUCUCCGGGCUGCUCCCUUUGACGAGAUCAACACGGCCCUGAAUGUCACUGGAGUCGGCCCUUGGCCUCCGGCGCUGGACUAUGACUUCAUUGCGGAUUUCCCAACGAACCAGCUGGAAAGCGGCAACUUUGUACAGGUCCCCAUCCUCAUCGGUGCCAACACUGACGAGGGCUCUGCCUUUGGAGCUGGCCGCGGUCCCACUGGACCCGUGAACACGGACUCUGACUUUGCCUAUGCCGUCAACAACAUGCUGACUCCAGACGUGGUCAACACCACUGGCAAGUCUGCUGAAGAGAUUGUGCAUGAGAUUUCGCUCCUGUACCCCAACAUUCAGAGCAUUGGCAUCCCGUCCCUUGAGUCGUGGCCCGAGGUCAUCACCAAUGCAACCGAGGGCGUCGAGUCUAUUGGUGUACAGUCUCGCCGCAUCAACGCUCUAGCCGGCGACACCUCAUUCCACUACGCACGCAGACGUGCUAAUAUUGCUUGGAGCGACGCGGGAAUCAAGUCGUACUCUUACCGCUUCGACGUGACCGUGAAUGGCAUCUCAGAGAGCAUUUCAGCGACGCACUUUCAAGAGGUCGCCUUUGUCUUUUACAACCUCAACGGCGACGGCUACGCCACCAACCCCUUUGGCAACACGACGCAGGCCUACAAGGACCUGGCGCUCACCAUGUCGUCGGCGUGGGUCAACUUCUUUGUUGACCUGGACCCCAACGGCGCCGCCGUGAGCCCCGCGUGGCCCGCUUACAACACCAGCGCCGGCGGAGGUGUCGGCCAGAACAUUGUCUGGAGCGUCCGCGGCGAUGGCAGCUACAUUGAGUGGGAUGACUACCGUGCCGAGGGCAUGAAGUAUCUUGCCGACAAUGCGUUGGAGCUGUUUGGAAAUUAA
Molecule: messenger RNA, 1986 nt
Organism: Pestalotiopsis fici W106-1
Lineage: Eukaryota; Fungi; Ascomycota; Sordariomycetes; Amphisphaeriales; Sporocadaceae
Exons: 4
Coding region: 1-1986 (661 amino acids)
Source: RefSeq, a predicted model, not a curated record